This is a messenger RNA of Chlorella variabilis, 1638 nucleotides long. RefSeq lists its product as hypothetical. NCBI's taxonomy places the organism in Eukaryota, Viridiplantae, Chlorophyta, Trebouxiophyceae, Chlorellales, Chlorellaceae. Gene Ontology annotation, molecular function: chlorophyllide a oxygenase activity; 2 iron, 2 sulfur cluster binding. The transcript is spliced from 10 exons. The record is from RefSeq and is a predicted model, not a curated record. Bases 1 to 1638 code for a protein of 545 amino acids.
AUGAGUCUGCAGCUGGUGACCCAGCCAAACUGGCUGGCGCGCUCUCGCCUUGUGGUGGCUGCGGCAGGGAAACCUGGGCGCCAGGGAGUGGCCGCCGCUGCCGCUGCCGCCGAGACUGUCCUGAAGUCGGCGGCCGCCGACGGCGCCGCCAGCUCCCUCGCGGCCGACGCCUCCAAUGCAGAGGGCGAGCCCUUCUCCUGGCUGGAGUGCUGGUACCCGCUGGCGCCUGUGUCGUUCCUAGACGCACCCAAGCCCCAUGCCAUGCAAUUGCUGGGCAUAGAUCUGGUGGUGUGGCGAGACGACCAGACGGGCACCUGGGCCGCCGCACGCGACUGCUGCCCUCACCGGCUGGCCCGCCUGUCUGACGGCCUGGUGCUGGGCGGCUCGCUGUCGUGCAAGUACCACGGCUGGGAGUUCUCGACGACGGGAGAAUGCACCCGCCUGCCGCAGGCGCCCGGCGCCGACGCCGAGCAGCGUGCCUGCACCAGCGCGCGCUGCCACCUGGCCACCUUCCCUAUCAAGGCGCGUGCUGGCCUGGCAAGCUGCGGACCUGGCGAGCCCCGCCUUGAAUCCCGUGCUCCUGCUGCCCAUGCGGAGCAGGGCAUGCUGUUUGUGUGGCCGUCCGACGACCCAGCCACCUGGGUCGCUGCCGAGGCCACGCCGCUGCCGCUUGUCCCGGAAAACGACGACCCCACCUGGUUCCGAGGGGCCGACGAUGGGGCCUGGGGCUACCAGCUGAUGCCUGUGGACUUUGCGGUGGCGCAGGAGAACCCCUUUGACCCCUCCCACGCCCCGUACCUGCACGACCGCACUCUCAACAUGCGGCGCGAGGACAGCGUGCCGAUGGCCAUGCACCUGGAGGGCAAGGUGGGCCCGCAGGGCUUCCUGGUCAGCCACGGCGGCUACCUGAAGAGCAACGAGAGCAUGGAGGGCACCCGCCAGUUCAUCCCGCCAUGCACCGCCAGGCAAGGCCGCUUGCACAUCGCCACGCCGCGCCAGUGGGUUGACUAUCGCUACCAGAACGGCACCCGCCAGCUGUUCACCAUCUACACCACGCCCGCCGGCCCCGGCAACAGCCACCUGUCCUUCAAGCUCGUCACCACACCUCCCCCUGCGCCCGUCCGCCUGCUGUGGAACGUGCUGCCGCCGUGGCUGAUGCACAUUGGCGGCGCGGCGGACGAGGACCGCACCAUCCUGCACGGUCAGCAGCAGGUGCUGCAGAGCCAGGGCUGGCCCAAGGCGCCGCAUUACUUCCUGCCCACACCCAGUGACACGGGCGUGGUGAGCUUCCGCAAGUGGCUGAGGGAGUUUGGCGGCGGGGAGGUGCCCUACGAGGGGCGCCCCGCCAGCGCCGCCGCCCGCCUCACCAAGGAGCAGCUGCUGAACCGCGCGGCGCUGCACACCAGCAGCUGCACCGCCUGCCAGCAGGGGCUGGCCACUGCACGCGCCGGCGCCGGCGCUGCGGCGGUGGCGCUUGCCGCGGAGGCCGUGGCGGCGGGGGCCGUGCUGCUGAAGGCGUACGUGUGGGCCCAGGCGCCGCCCCUCCGCACCCUGGCCGCUCUGGCCGCGUGGGCGCUGGCGGCCGCGGUGUUCAGGACAGGCGAGUGGCACAGGCGUCCCUGGUGUGCUUGCCCUUAG